UUUAAAUGUUUCGUGUUCCUCCGUGCCAGUGGUCUUUGUUUUCCGUAGCCUCGUUUCAAAUUGGACAGAUGGCAGUUUUUAGGUAAUGUUACGUUAGUUUAGGUCAGCCAGCAACUAAAGGCAGGUGGAAGGAAAUUCCUGGCGCAGCGUUAGUCAGACUCCUCCAGUUUUACGGCCUCAGCAACAACAAAGCGGCCAUGACAUCCAAAGGUGCCAAAGAGACCAUUGUCAGCAAGUUGGGUUUCAAAUCCAGCAGCUCUGCCUCCAAGGCUGAGGCGGAGCUGGAGAAAGUCAGGAAGGAAAACGCUCACCUGAGGAGAAAGAUUGACGAACUGGCCAAACGACACAUCAAACCUCCUGACUCAGACAAAAGCAAGCUGCUGGAGAGGAUUCUUUCCCUUGAGACGCUGCGGGAGAGGAACAACCAGCAGUUGCUGGUUAAAGAACAGGAAUUAGAAACCUUGAGAAUGCAGCUGUCAGCAAGAGGAGGAGAGGUGGUAGCAUCACUGCAGGCGCAGCUGGAGCAGCGGAGGAAGGAGGCAGAUCAGAGAGACAUGCUGUUCCAGAGCUUGUCACAGGAGACGGAGAACCUGAGAAACCAACUGGCCACGGUUUCUGCCCGGUGCCAGUCCCUGGAAACACAGGUCACGAAUGGACAGCUACCUCCUGCAGACUUGACAUUGGUACAAGAUCAACUGAGAGACGCUCUGGAGAAGAACCAGCAGUGGUUGGUGUACGACCAGCAGAGAGAGUCCUACGUCCAGUCCGUCCUUGCCCGCACAGCGGAGCUGGAGCAGCAGCUGACCCAGGCAAAGCAGCAACAAACCAAACAAGAGGCCGGUUCAGAUGGUGAGAAAUCUUCUGCCAACUCAGCAGGUCCAGAAAAGGAUGCUCAACAGAAGAGCCAAUAUGACCAGUUGCUGUUGGGGGUGCAGAGAGAAAUUGAGAGCCAAAAAGAUCAGGUUACCAGAACCCAACAGGAGCUCAGUGUGCAGAGGGAACAGGCCUUGAAAGCUCAGGCUGAGCUGCAGUCUCAGAAGGAGCAGGUCACUAGGCUCCAGGAGGAGAUGUCAAUGCUGCAGAGGAGGUACGAGGACAAGUGCAGCGAGCUGUCGUCCUUUCUGAGGAAGUACGAAGAAAAGAGCAAAGAGUUGGAGGAGGCCAGGAUGCAGCUGCAGGCAGAGCGACUUAGCAACAGACAUGUAGUGUGCGAGGAGAGAAAGGUGUCAUCUGAGCGGGCAGACAGGAUGAGAGGGGAACUAGAGAAUAUGGACAUCAGAUUGGAGGAGGAGAGGAAGAGGUCUGCUGAACUUCUGCUCCAGGUAAAUAUGCUACAGAAGUCUCUCCUGAGCCAAAAUGAAGAACAGAGGAGAAUCGCAGCACUGGAGCAACAGAUCCAGCUCUCUGCCAAGGACUCUGAGACUGAAAAGAUUGAUCGUCAGAGCAUGCAGCACCAGUUACAUAAGGUGCUGAAGGAGCUUCGCAAGGCCCGUGAUCAGAUUGCUAAACUGGAGUCUGCUAAACAGCCGAAUGCCCGCUUCUCAGAGCCCAGCUCCUAUAACAAGCUUGAGUUUCAGCGUCUUACUAUCGAUGACCCUCCUGGCACUACAAGCCCUUCUAAAGUCACCAACCUCCUGGAUGAAAGUUUCUUAGAGUGCCCAAAGUGUCAUGCCCCUUAUCCCACCAGCCGCCACAGGGAGCUCCUGGCACACAUUGACUACUGCUUUGCCUAAGCUCACACAGAGUCUAGAUCAGUGGCUCCCAGCCUGGGUGUCGGGACAUAAAAACAUUUAUGCUACAUGCAACAAUUUUUAUUUUUUAAACUGCAGAUCUCUAAAGAAAAUCCAAAUAAAAGAGGGGGGGGGCAUUUUUUUCAACCCACAUGGAAGGCUACUUACAUGGUUGCCAACCUAUUCUUUUGUUAUGAUUUCCAAAAAGCUGAGUAAACUGCAAUGUUGCCGAGCAAGUUUAUAGUACAACUCCUGCUGUCAUAGUGAUCACUGGAUACAAACCGUUGACACGUUCUAUAACGAGACGCUGAUAUGAUGAUGGGUGUUAACAUUUAAAAUAGACAAAAAUUUAAUUUCUCACUGCAACAGCGCUGUGAUGGUUCAUCACUCUGAGAUAUUCUAAUGCUUUGUUGGCCUGAGGAUGUAUUGAGACCCCAAAAGGUGGAAUACUUUAGUCCUUAGUAAAUACAAGUAUAAUUCACAGUUGUUUGUUUUUUUUGUUUUUUUUUUAAAUAUACAUAUAUAAAAGGGAAUCAAGCGACAUUCUUAAUGUGCUCAAUGUUUUGCGUUCAAAUCACCUUAAAAGUAUUCAAAAGUGUUUCAUGCUAGAUGAGUAUGACGAUUU
Xiphias gladius (swordfish) is the source of this 2355-nucleotide messenger RNA. It is a transcript of the gene cep55l, whose product is annotated as centrosomal protein 55 like. NCBI's taxonomy places the organism in Eukaryota, Metazoa, Chordata, Actinopteri, Istiophoriformes, Xiphiidae. The transcript is spliced from 12 exons. Gene Ontology annotation, biological process: regulation of phosphatidylinositol 3-kinase/protein kinase B signal transduction; mitotic cytokinesis. The record is from RefSeq and is a predicted model, not a curated record. The coding region runs from base 198 to 1733 and encodes 511 amino acids.